Messenger RNA from Thelazia callipaeda (thelaziosis nematode), 1593 nucleotides. The record is from the annotation of a GenBank genome assembly. Lineage: Eukaryota; Metazoa; Nematoda; Chromadorea; Rhabditida; Thelaziidae.
AUGGUAUUAACUGUUGGCAAAAAUUUGAUUUUUACAUUGUUAUUUUACAGUCUUAUAUCGCGUUUGUUAGUGAAAGAUGUUCAUGCGCGUGCAACGCUUAAAGAAAUCACUGAAAAUCCUUGGGUGAAAGCGGGCGAUCUUGGUCUUGCUCAGAUUUUACCUUUAGUUGGACGCGAUCUCUUACCACAUAAUGCGCAUACGACAAUUAUUGAUCAAAUGGUUGCUGGUGGCGUUGACACAAAAGAAAAUAUUUUAAGGCAAGCAAAUAUUCUUUUUAUUCAUAAACAUUUAUUUAAAUCUCUGGAGAAAGAUGAUUUCUCUUACGUUACUGCUACCUAUUAUUUGCUUGCAGAAAGAGUAUUGGCAUCGUAUCGUGAAGAGCGUGCCAAAAAAGCGCUCGCAAUCGAGCGCCCCAAAUUGGAUGAAUUGCCAGAUGCUCUUCAGAAUUGUUCUGAUAUAAGGACUACUUAUACAAAAGGUGAUGAUAAUAAUGGAUGUAAAGGUCGAAGUCGGUCCAACUCUUGGCGCGGUAGUACUUCCAUUUCUCGUAGGCCGUGUUCAAUUUUGAAAGAAGAAAGUGAAGAAGAACUCUCGACAUAUCAUCGUAAUUCUUCGCGCCAGUCGUCAAGAUAUUCUUCUUCGUCUUUAUCAGUAUUUGCUUCUAUUUCUGGUUCACGUGGACGAAUGUCAUCACAUGAUAUUCAAAGUUUACUUGAAGUUUCACCUUCCAAUCUCAUUGAUAGUAAAAAGCGAACGCUCUCUCCAGAUAGUCGCUUGAGCAGUCGAAGUUCUAGUCCUCCAAAUUCCAGUGGUCGUACUAGUCCUGACUUUUUGCCAAAGUGUAAAUAUUUAGCAGUUAGUCGAUUGAAGGCUUCAGUUCUUGGUCCUUGCGGAUUACGAAAAUUAGGUUCAUCGCCGCAUCUUCUUGGAAUUUGCGAGGAAAAAGAAGAAUUUGAAUUCGACCGAGGUGGAGAGCAGCGUCAAACGGCAGCUCGUCGUAGUAUAUCUGGCGCAUCCAUUACCUUAUCAACAAUACCACGAAUUUUCCCGCAGCCAAAACAUAUGAAGGAGGAUUAUGUGGCUGGAUCUGUCACGUACAGUAAAGUUCGAAUGAUUCGACCCCGACAAGCAAAAGUUUCACCAGAUAUGGCACAGAGAUAUGAAAAGGAAUCGCUUUCACGGUUUCCGACAACAAAAGCAAGGAGAAGUACUAGUUGCUCAUCAGGUGAGACAUCAGAUGACGAUAGUGAAAAACGAUUAAAUUUUCUAGCCUCUAAAUAUUGUCAUAGCAAUGGACGUCGACGAGAGGACGACGAUGAUUCUUCAAAAGGCUCAUUUCCUAAUUCGUCUUGUGAUGGAGGAAAAUGGAUUGGUCCGACCAGUGCUAGAAUUGACCAAGUUGCCAGUAGCGCAGUAAAUUCUUGUGACACAGCUCCAUGUAAUCCUAAUUACCAUAAAUCUGGCCAAAUGAAGCGUAUCGAGUUACUGCCAAAUGGAUGGAUUUGUGGUUCCAUAAUUUGGUUCAAACCAUGGGGCGGAAGCGGAAUCAAGAUUUGGUUGCAGCACAGUUUAGACAUUCGGGAACUGUAUUAA